Messenger RNA from Heteronotia binoei (common prickly gecko), 751 nucleotides. RefSeq lists its product as uncharacterized. NCBI's taxonomy places the organism in Eukaryota, Metazoa, Chordata, Lepidosauria, Squamata, Gekkonidae. The record is from RefSeq and is a predicted model, not a curated record. The transcript is spliced from 8 exons. The coding region runs from base 38 to 751 and encodes 237 amino acids.
GAAUCUGGAUGAGCUGCCCAGAAUUUGUCCCUGCUUUAUGGUCUUAACAAUAAUGGAGCCCUUGUUGAGAGGUCUCCUAGUCCUGUUGUGCUUGCUGACUGUAGAACCAACUGAGUAUGUAAAUGAGAAUGCAACACAAGGAAAAAUACCAUCGAGAUUCUGCAAUGUCUAUAAACAUGUUGCCACAGUUGCUGGAACAGGAGGAUCUAAAAAUAUAUCCUUCUGGCAUCCAAAUUGUCCAUUUGAAGGCUAUUAUUCUCUUGGAGAUGUGGUUAAAAGAGGUCCUGGACAGCCUAUGACUUGGGCUUUGAUGGUAAAGGAAGAGAGUAAUGGUCUUCUGAAACAUCCUCAAGGUUUCAGGGAACUCUGGAAAAAGAGAAACCAUGGAGCAAAGACUGAAAUUAAAAUACUUGAAAUGGAGUGUUCAAAUGGAUAUAAAGCUCUAGGUAAUGUAGUUAUUAAGGGCUACAAUCCGCAUCCUGAUUGGCAUCGUUACAGGUGUGUCAAUGAAAGUCUGUUAGUACACGGAAAAUCUGAAUUUAUCUUAAGUCUGACCGAUGAGUUUGGAGCAUGGGAAAUUGAAGCAGAUCAUGCUGUAUCUACAGAUGGCUUAUCUGCAGGAACUUUUAUAAUUAUGACCAAUCACCCUGAACACAUGGAAAGAGUCUACGUCCUCAAUGAAUACAAAGUUAUGUUAAAACAACAUGCAUCUCUUCAGUCAAAUGAUUCUGAGGAUGUUCUGUACAACUAG